Spinacia oleracea (spinach) is the source of this 1966-nucleotide messenger RNA. Its product is annotated as probable N-acetyltransferase HLS1. Lineage: Eukaryota; Viridiplantae; Streptophyta; Magnoliopsida; Caryophyllales; Amaranthaceae. The transcript is spliced from 3 exons. Gene Ontology annotation, molecular function: acyltransferase activity, transferring groups other than amino-acyl groups. The coding region runs from base 382 to 1632 and encodes 416 amino acids. The record is from RefSeq and is a predicted model, not a curated record.
UUAACUUUUUUCUUGAAAAAAAAAACAUAAUUAACACCCAAAAUAACUCAAACGGCUUUCCAUGCUCUCCCUUUUAAAACGAAAAUAAAAAAAAAAGAAAAUCCAUUUCAUCUGUCCUCUGUUCUAUAUUCCCCUACUAAUCCCCCUUCCCUAUAUAUAUAGCUCUGUUUCUCAAGCCUUCUAAUUUUCUAUCUUCUUCCUCCUCAGUCCUCUCUGUACUGUCACAUCCUAGAAAAAGCUGCAAAUUCCAAUUUCAAUUUCAUAUACUUCGUAUUAUAUUAUAAAAACUUCCUUGAACGUAUCGGAUUCUCGGCUAUAUAAACCGCACAUGUAAUCUUAACUGUGAAGACCUACAAAUGCCAAACAUCUAAUUUCAUAAAAAUGGGGAAGAAGAAGGUAGUAGUAGUAGUUCGAGAGUAUGAAAUGGAAAGAGAUUGUAAAGAAGUUGAACAAGUAGAGAGGGGUUGUGAAGUGGGUCCCACUUCUAAACUUUCUAUCUUCACUGAUCUUUUAGGGGACCCUCUUUGCCGCAUACGCCAUUCCCCUGCUUUUCUCAUGCUGGUGGCAGAAGUUGUGGAAGAAGAUGAAGAAGAAGGGAAGGAGAAAAGAGAGAUAGUGGGAAUGAUAAGAGGAUGUAUAAAAACGGUUACAUGUGGUAAAAAGUAUCCACGACCUUCUAAGUCUAUCCUUUAUGACUCCUCUAAACCUCUCCCUGUCUUCACCAAACUCGCCUACAUUUUAGGCCUUCGUGUUUCCCCUUCCCACCGGCGAAUGGGGGUAGCGUUGAAAUUGGUGAAUAAGCUAGAAGAAUGGUUCCGCCAAAACGGAGCUGAAUACUCUUACUUAGCAACAGAGAGUGAAAACGAAGCUUCUAUCUCUUUGUUCACUAAAAAAGAUGGAUACUCCAAAUUCAGAACCCCAUCCAUAUUAGUCCAACCCGUAUUCGAACACCGGGCUAAAGUCUCAAACCGGGUCACCAUCUUCCGGGUUCUACCUUCCGACGCGGAAAUUCUCUACCGCUGGAAGUUCUCCACCAUGGAAUUCUUCCCACGCGACAUCGACGCUGUGUUACACAAUCGCCUCACUCUCGGCACGUUCAUUGCGGUUCCGCGUGAAACCUACGCGCCGAACUCGUGGCCUGGGGCGGAGAAGUUCUUAUCCUACCCGCCGGAAUCAUGGGCUUUGCUCAGUGUUUGGAACAGCAGUGAUGUAUGGAGAUUAGAGGUACGCGGCGCUUCGCGCGUGGGGAAAGGGUUGGCAAAGACGAGUCGGAUAAUGGACCGGGCUUUUCCGUUUUUGAAAAUCCCUUCGUUUCCGGAGGUUUUUAAGCCUUUUGGGCUUCACUUUUUGUAUGGGGUUGGUGGUGAAGGCCCACGGGCCGUGAAGUUUGUUAAGGCAUUAUGUGGUUUUGCACAUAACCUUGCACAGGAAAAAGGGUGUAGCGUUUUGGCAACUGAAGUAGCUAAUACUGAUCCGCUAAAGAUGGGAAUCCCACACUGGAAAAAGCUAUCUUGUGAAGAAGAUGUUUGGUGUAUUAAACGGCUUGGGGAGAAUUACGGCGACGGAACCGUCGGCGAUUGGACCAAAUCGCUGCCCGGUGAAUCUAUUUUUGUCGAUCCCCGAGAGUUUUAGACUCUUUUUAGUUAGUUAGUUAAUUAAUUAAUUAGUAGUUAAAUUGUAGUUAUCUAACAAAUCUCAAUUAAUGGAAAAACACGAAACAACAAAAUAAUAAUAAUUAAAAAUUCGCGGUUUUAUGUAUUUUUUUUCGUUAAUUUUAACUACUACUACGUAGUACGUAGGUUUUAACGAUUUUGAAAUGCGAUAAUGUAAUAUGAUCGAAGUGGGCCGGGUUAUUUGUUGUUGUAACAAAAGUAGGGUAUAUUGCCGUAUAUCCCUUGUUCUGUCUCUAUUUUUAAUUUGGCCUUGUCUUUAAUUAAUGGAAUUUUGGAAGUUUGCAUUUUAGAUA